CACACACACACACACACACACACACACACUGCUGUUAGAGAACGAGUCUAAUGUCCACAAAGGGAUUUCAGGAAGUUUUAAAGUUUAAAGGUAAAAGUUGGACACACACAUUAAUAGAGAGGUCGUAGAGGAGGUUGAUGGCUGAUCCUGUGCGAAGGCUGCUAGCCGUGUCCUCAAGAGGCAGGGCCAGGGUGGAAGAAGUGGGCGGGGUCAGGGGCUCUGUAUCUCAAGUGGAGCUGAAGCUUGUCCAAUCAGGAUCAGAGGUAGGCUCAGAGGAGGGCCUUAAUAAUGAUGUCACAGGCUUGAUGCUACGACAGCGGCUCAGUCGGAGGAAAGCUGUAGUAUAUCUGACAUUGACAGGACUGCUGAUAUUCACUACAGCAUUCCUGCUGGGAUACGUGUCGUCUCAUGGAAUGUGCCCUCUCUGUGUGGACGAGGGGGAGCUGGUGCUCGUCGAUGACACGGCCGGACCGGACCAUUCUCCAAAGACGGGGGGGAUGUACCUGGGGGAACUGAGAGACAUGCUGAAGAAAUACCUGCAGGAGGAGAAGAUCGAGGACACAGUCCAGCGAGUGAGCAGGACGGCCCACCCUGCGGGGUCCUCAGAGGGUCAUGCUUUAGCCAUGGAGAUUCUGCAGAGCUUCCAGAACCUUCACAUGGACCACACGUGGACCGACUCCCACUACGCCACGCUGCAGUUCCCCUCCAGGACGCAGAGGAACGCACUGUGGUUGGUUGAUGCUGAGGGGGCGGCGCUUGAAGAGAUGCUAUUAGACCAUGCUGAUUACUGCGCAUACAGUGCCACGGGAACAGCCACGGGGGGCGUGGUUUAUGUAAAUUACGCCCGUCAGGAGGACUUUGAUCAGCUGAAGGAGAUGGGCGUGGCUCUGAACGGCUCCAUUGCCGUAGCGAGGGUCGGAGGGGGCGUGAGCUUCGCUGAGAAGGUGUGGCAUGCGCAGGAGGCGGGGCAUGUGGGCAUCCUCAUUUACCCAGACCCCGCCGACAUUCCACAGGAUCCACGGCGACUUGGGCUCCAUAGCAACGCCGCUAUCUCCGAACAUGUGCACCUAGGAUCAGGUGAUCCCUUCACUCCUGGUUUCCCCUCCUUUAAUCACACCCAGUUCCCGCCCACCCAGUCCUCCGGGCUGCCAAUCAUCUUGGCUCAGCCAAUCAGUGCCAAUGUGGCUUCCAAACUGCUCAGUCAGCUGUCGGGCGUGGCGUGUCCGCGGGGGUGGAGUGGGCGUCUCCCGUACGUCCACUGUGUUCUGGGUCCUGAGUUUUCAGCAGCAGAUGGACGGAAGGUAAAGAUGGCCGUCUAUAACACCAUGAACUCCGUCCUGCUGAACAACAUUUUUGCCUCCAUUGAGGGGCAAAAUUGAGCCUGGGAGCCGACAAGGUCCGGUGUAGGAACAGCGAUUCUGCUGGAACUCGCACGCACUUUCAGUACCAUAGGUGCAGAACGGGUUUCUCCCAGACGCAGUUUGCUUUUCGUCAGCUGGGACGCCGGAGAGUUUGGAAACGUGGGCGCCACCGAGUGGCUGGAGGGUUACCUGUCCAUGCUACACCUGAAGGCUGUGGCCUACUUCAGUCUGGACCAGGCAGUCAUGGGUGAUGAUACUUUCUCUGUGUACAUGAGUCCCUUGCUUGCUGACCUCAUCGAAGGAGCCAUUAAACAAGUUGAACACCCGAAGCACGUGGGUCAGUCCAUCAUGUCUGUGGCUGAAGCUCAGGGCGGUUGGAGGAGCAGAGUGAAGCCGUUGUAUCUGAACAGCGGUGCGUACAGUUUCACAGCGUUCGGUGGUGUUCCUGCCAUGGAGCUGCGCUUUCAUGAGGAGGGCCAUGUGUACCCGUUUGUGAACACACAGAUGGACAGUGUGUUGCGUCUGCAGGAGCGGCUGCAGGGCCGUGUGUGUGUAGUGGGCCGGGCCGUGGCCGAGCUGGUGGGACUGAUGGUGCUGAGACUCGCUCAUGAUCACAUCAUUGCUCUGGACAUCACACCCUACAGCACGACCGCCCUCAAACUCAGUGCCCUGCUCACACAGCUGUCUGCAGAGCUACAGGCCCGGGGUCUGUCCCCUCAGUGGGUGUACAGUGCGAGAGGAGAUUACAGUCGAGCGGCUAAAACACUGCAGGAGGCCAUUAAGAACACAGACAUACAGGACGAGAGGAUGACACGCCUCUAUAACACACGCCUCAUGAGGGUGGAGUACUACUUCCUGUCUCAGUACGUGUCAGUGGUGGAGACUCCAUUCCGCCACGUGCUGCAUGGUCGUGGUGAACACACUCUGAGUGCGCUCACUGAGCAUCUCUCCCGGCUGCGUUCUCAUCCUCACCUGUUCCACGAGGCUCGCUUCCGCCGCCAGCUCGCGCUGUUCACCUGGACACUGCAGGGAGCGGCCAACGCGCUGAGCGGUGACGUCUGGAACAUCGACAACCCGUUCUAGAACCUUAACUACCCUGCCCAACCAUUCAGAACUCAAAACUGUUCCAAGCCUUUUCUAGAACCUGCAAAAUCCCUUCUAAAAAAAUUCCUUCACAAAAACCUUCAGGAGCCGUUUGGACCCUUUAGAGCCCUGCUGUAACCUCUGUAGAACAUUUACAUUCCACUCUAAAAGCUUCACAAUCUCUCAACACCAUCCACAAACCAUUCUAGAACAUUCUGCAUAACUCCUUCUGGAAGUUGCACAAUCAGAACCUUUCUUUCUAGAACCUUCAGUGCUCCCAAAACAUUUAUAAACAUUUACAUUUAUAAAUGCUCCAUUUAUUUUAGGGCAUUCAGAUACCAUUCUAGAACCUUCACAUCCUGUCAGAACCAUUGACAUCCCAUUCUAGAACAUUUACUACGUCCCAUGAAUAUUCACAACCCCGUGAGGUCAUUUACAACACAUUCUAGAACCUGGACAACUCGACAACUCCUUCUAGACUAUUCUCAGACUGUUCUAGAACCAUCACGACCCUGUUCUAGAAUCCGCACAGUUUCUUCUACAAAGUGUCACAGCAUGUUGUGAAAAAUUCACAUGGCAUUGUUGCACAUCUGGCACUUUCAAAACCGGUUCUACAAAUGUCAGAACCACUCAGACAGCCAGUUCUAGAAACUCGAGAACCUUUUCCAGACUAUUUCACAAAUUCACAACUCACUCUAGAACACAUGGAACCCUCACAACCCAUUUCUGGGAUUCCCAAAGCUAGAGUUUACUCUAAUACCAUCACAACCUGGAGUUAGCCCAUAACCAUCACAACAUAUUCUACAAAAACUUGCAUGUGUGUGUGUAUGUGUGUGUGUGUAUGCGUGUAUGUGUGUGUGUGUGUAUGUGUGUGUGUGUGUGUCUGGCAGUUUCUCUCGUUAAUUACUGAUUAAUAGACAGUUAUGAUUACGUUGUAAUUCUUUUUUAUUACUGAGUGAUAAUGUUGUUAAUAGAAGUAGUAAUUAUCGAGAGCAGUGUCUCUCAUAAUUAUGACAGUCAUACUGUCGUCCAAUCAAAAAGCAGCAUCUGCUAUCAAUCAUCCCCGUGAUGUCAGAGCCACACCCCUGGCCUGUGACAUCACCGGGCUCUGUCUUUGCCAGUGAUAAUGGAGAUCAAAGUCCGCCGGUGUGACAUCACUUCCUCUGUAGCUCUGAUGUCAGAAGCAUUGUGUAGCUCUGUGUAGCUCCCUCAGAGAAGGCAUGUGCUGUAUCUGAUGAUGUUCAUGCUCUGUGUUUGUGAUAUUAUUGAUUAUUGAUUAUUGAUUAUUGAUCAUGAGGAUGAUGACACAGAGGGCUGGUGAGACGAACUCCAAUAAAUUAUUUUACUUUCAGCAACAA
Pangasianodon hypophthalmus (striped catfish) is the source of this 3802-nucleotide messenger RNA. It is a transcript of the gene tfr2, whose product is annotated as transferrin receptor 2. Gene Ontology annotation, cellular component: external side of plasma membrane. Lineage: Eukaryota; Metazoa; Chordata; Actinopteri; Siluriformes; Pangasiidae. The transcript is spliced from 19 exons. Gene Ontology annotation, molecular function: transferrin receptor activity. Gene Ontology annotation, biological process: transferrin transport; endocytic iron import into cell. The record is from RefSeq and is a predicted model, not a curated record.